This is a messenger RNA of Penicillium samsonianum, 2733 nucleotides long. RefSeq names its product alpha/beta fold hydrolase. NCBI's taxonomy places the organism in Eukaryota, Fungi, Ascomycota, Eurotiomycetes, Eurotiales, Aspergillaceae. Bases 1 to 2733 code for a protein of 910 amino acids. The record is from RefSeq and is a predicted model, not a curated record. The transcript has 2 exons.
AUGUCGAACGAGAACCCCGUGAAAGCAGAGUCAGCUCUGCUUAGUCGUCGCCGUCGUCGUAAAUCGCUGCCUUCGCGCAAUGGAACUGAUCCAACCUCGCCUGAAGUCAUUUCCUCCCUUAUUUCCUCCCUUUCCACCAUCUCCGUGCCUCUAAACUCGCACUUUGACACCGUCCCGAAGAUCGACAACGAAUCAGACCCAGGAUUGCCAGAAGUACCGCACACCGCGCCAGUUUACUCCCUUCCUCCGUCCGAGCAACAUGGGUUUGGAAUGAGUUACGGUGCCUACAAGCCAGCGGUCGAGCCACCCGCCCUACCGGAAAACCCAUUUUUGCACCCCGACGAUGCGGCCUCGUCUCCUGUCAUUCGCAUGGCCAGGGCACCCCCGUCACCAAAGUCGCCCCGAUCGCCGAGAUUCAAGCCCUUCAGAACGACCGACUCAUCGUCCACUCGCCCAGUUUCGAGGGAAUCCUAUACAUCUGUGAUAGCCGCCCCAGAGCCUUCCUCAUUCGGAACGAUCAGCACGGAGCCUGGCCCCCGUCUGUCAACCCCGAGCAUUGCUUCGAAUAGUUCUGCAGGUCGGACAAAAAGCCUAAAGGGUCAAUUCAGUCUAUUGAAGAGGUCAUCACGAGAAUUCCUGGGCGAAAAAGAUCCACAAGUCGAGCGCCUGCGAAAGACUACCAGCUACAACGACAGUCUACGACACAACAUCCCGCGCAGCCGAGCAAGCUUGCGCUCAUUGCAUUCCAUGGCGGAGGUUACAGAGGAGGUUCGUCCUGCGGACGUCAAGGAAGAACCAUACGAAGAGAAAGUCGCCAGCACUCCACCAACCAAAGAUUACCAAUCGUUCCACGGUACCCCAGAUGCUAGCAAUCCCGGCGGAAUUGGAAGCGGUAGAAUCAUUCCAACUCGCGACUCAUCUCUGCGACAUCGACAUAGCCAGUCGUCGAGCUCGAAAAAGCACCGCUCUGCUCGUCAUAGUCGAUACUCUUCCACGGCCAGCAAAGAGUUCAACACAGACAAUGGAUCACCGGGAACGAGCAAUGACGCAGAACAGGUGACCCGCCGGAUCCAAGAGUUGAAAGACCAGCAACAGAAGAUCAAGACCGAGUUGGAAUUGGAAAACAGCCCUGAACACUCGACUAAGACGAGCCCAGUGAAGCAGGCAAAGGCUUCAAAGGUAUCGCGCGUUCUAGGAUAUGAUGUCAACCAGGCCACCAUGCAGAAUGGACCAGGCCGCGAUCAUCCAUCUUUCAACGACAGUGCUCCUUCUCCAAAUGUGAUGACAGGGAAAAGUCGCACUGGGAGCAGGCCAGGAGCACCACUUGCAUCGAAGUCUACCCACCUACCACCGCAGUUGCCCAAGUCAUCUGCGGAGAACCUGGAUUCUGAGAGAGCUAGAUACAGACAGUCCCUCGAGCCAAUCACACCAAUCACCCAUCGCCGCACCCCAUCCGGUCAUCUGUCCCAUCUGUCAAAUGGGCGUCCCUCGUACAGUACCGAACGACCAUCUAGUGCGGAUUCAAUUGAUCUCGCUGUUGACGACUACAUCUUUUCGCCGAAGCUGACCCAGAGAGUGAUCCACCCAACAACUGGCCGCUCCAUUGCCUUCUCUGAAGUUGGCAAUCCUAAGGGCCAUGUCGUGCUUUGCUGUGUCGGCAUGGGUCUCACUCGAUAUCUGAUGGCAUUUUAUGAUGAGUUGGCUCGGACGCUCAAUCUACGACUGGUCACAUUGGAUCGCCCUGGCGUUGGCGAGAGCGGUCCACACCAGGGAGACGAGCCGAGCACCCCUCUCAGCUGGCCCGAUGAUGUUGCAAUCGUUUGCAACCACCUCCGAGUGACCAAAUUUUCCAUCCUUGCCCAUUCUGCCGGCGCAAUCUACGCUCUUGCAACGGCUCUCCGAAUUCCGCAGCAUAUCCGUGGCCGCAUUCAUCUCUUAGCCCCAUGGAUUCCCCCAUCUCAGUUGUCUAACAUCGGCUCUAAGAAGGAUCCCGCGCCUACCAACGCCGUCCCUUACUCCCAAAAGAUCCUUCGUGCGCUUCCCACGUCCCUUCUCAAAGUGGCCAAUUCAAGCUUUAUGAGUGCCACUAGUGCCAGCAUCACCACCAGUCUACCCAAGUCGCCGCGACGGGCCAAGCGCAAGGUUGCUGCCAAAGAAGCUUCCAAUGCGAAUGCCAUCCGUCCUGUACCGCUUAUACCUGCUGUUGAAAACAACCCGCAGACCCAGCGAGUGGACAUUGUACCCAAUAUAAAACCGUCCGCUUCGACUACCGCUUCGUACAGAAAGAGUGACACGACUCUCGGAUCUCGCGCAAAGUCUCCAGAAGACGAGGUCGAGCGGCAGCGUGACUAUGAUACUCGUCUCACCUACAAGAUCUGGGAGCUGGCCACCACCAACGCCAACCCGGCGGUUGAUUUGCUGAUCUGCCUCGAGCGUCGCCAAACAAUUGGGUUCCGCUACGUGGACAUCACGCGAUCAGUGGUGAUGCACCAUGGCAGCAAAGACCCCCGCGUUCCAGUGGAGAAUGUCCAGUGGCUUGGCAAGACGAUGCGCCGCUGCGAGGUCCGGAUCCUCGAAGGCGAAGGCCACGGCCUCAUGGCAUCUGCUGGUGUCAUGGGCAAUGUCUUGACCGAGAUUGCCAAGGAGUGGGAGGAUUGGACGAUCCUUGUCCAAGGCAAACGCCGAGCCACUGCCAUCCAUGCUACACGGCCUGGACUCUCGAUUCAAACUUGA